Molecule: messenger RNA, 2952 nt
Organism: Styela clava
Lineage: Eukaryota; Metazoa; Chordata; Ascidiacea; Stolidobranchia; Styelidae
Product: synaptobrevin homolog YKT6-like
Biological process (GO): endoplasmic reticulum to Golgi vesicle-mediated transport
Cellular component (GO): Golgi apparatus
Molecular function (GO): SNAP receptor activity
Source: RefSeq, a predicted model, not a curated record
GCUUUGUUGUUGCUGGUUUCCUAUACUCAUUCUCAUAUGAUCCUGACGACGGAAACGCAGCAGUGGUGGACUUUUUAUGUCUUGUGAAAUAUUAUAUAUAUCUGUAUAUUGUCUUUGAAAAAGCAUCAUGGUAAAGUUAUAUUCUAUAUCCGUCAUCUUUAAAGCACCAUCAAAAGUUAACAUACUCAAAGCUGCAAACGAUGUGACAGAAUUUGGAUUCUUUCAAAGAUCAAGUGUUGCUGAGUUCUUGAAGUUUACAACUCAAAUAUGUGCUGAAAGAACCCAAAUUAAUCAAAGACAAUCAGUAAAAGAACAGAACUAUAUGUGCCAUGUAUAUAUAACGGAGGAACGCCUAGGUGCUGUAGUAAUAACUGAUCACGAUUACCCUCGCCGUGUUGUAUUCAAUCUCAUGUCGAAGUUGUGUGAAGAUUUUAAAUCGAAAGUACCGAUAAGAGAUUGUUCUGGGGCCCCUAGUGUUCCUAUACAAUAUGAAGAACUCCCAAAUUGGUUGGCUAAAUAUCAAGACCCAAAGCAAGCCGAUGCAAUGUUAAGAGUACAAAAUGAAUUGGAUGAGACGAAGAUUAUUUUACAUGAUACAAUGGAAUCGUUGUUACAGAGAGGAGAAAAGCUCGAUGAUUUAGUCACCAAAUCGGAUAACCUUAGCAUGCAAUCAAAAAUGUUUUAUAAACAAGCCAAGAAAACUAACUCAUGGUGUUGCGCAAUUCAAUAAUGGAUCUUUCUUGAGUUCUUCUUUUUUGUAUUAUUUUUGUCUGUCCCUGAUCACUCAAUAUUCAUCAAGCUAGUGACUGUUAGAAAUGUAUUGUUUGUUUUCACCGAAUACCAACAUGCUAUUUUUGUUUCUGGACUUUAGACGUAGUUCCACACCCGACAUGGAACGGUAACCGAAUCAGAGUCUGUCUUGUCAGCUUUUCUAUCCCCUGGAUAAAUUUGAAAAUCCUACUAUCUUUAUUUUCAAUGCAUAUUUAUUAAAUAAUAAUCCAAUCCACUCGACAUAAAAACAAAAAUAUUGAUUUCAAGUUAAUGUCAUUAUCAAAAAAUAUAAUUAUUUACUUUUAAGUUUUCAUUGGAUUUUUUUUCUGUUAUGUUGUGUCUCGUAUUUUGUGCAUUCUUGCUCUUAGUGAAAAAUAUCGAAACUGUUUAAUUAUCUUCCAAAUUUAUUGAUAAACUAUUUGGAAUGUGUGUUUUUUGACUCGAUCAAUGCAUUAUAGGUUCCUGUUAAAUGAGUAUUGUUGAUAAUUUAAUUACCAGUACAUUCAAAACAGAUAUUCAAGGUUCUAUAGCCUAUAGACACAAGUUUAACCAAUAUAUUUUGAAACAAGGUUGUAAUGACUAUCAGAUUAUGAAUAAAAUGUUGAUAUUAUUAUUAGAAUUGGAAGUAUAUAUGUUCUUUUAUUACCAUACUAUGGAAUUGUUCUUUUCAAUUAGGACUAGGAUGAAUUCUGUGUUAUGAGAAACCCUUAUCUCUUUAAAAAACUCUGAAAUAAAUUUGAGGGUUAAACUGGUCAUAAAACAUAAGAGCACUAUAUCAGUAUGUAAAUUUUUUACUUGCUUCACCGAAUUGAAAUAUUUCUGUGUUUAUUUCACACACGAGUCCAAUAUACGAGAAGCAUGUAAUGUAUGGUAUGGCCUUCAUCGCACAUUUUGGGUUGUGUCCCAUCUGUAUUCAGAAUUGUUAACUAUAGAAUUUCAAUUGUCUUCUACUGUUACUAAUCUUUUUUGUUAGAAGGAGUUAGGGAGCUUAGUUCUGAAUCAAUCCAUAUUGUAGUCUCUUUUGUCACUGUUGUGAUUAUUGUAUUUAGCAAUUUAUGUUUGUAAAUAAGGAAUUGUAGAACAGCUUUGAAAAGCAUUUAUGUUACUGUUCUUUUUUUGACUGUAGUUCUGAUAGUCACUUUGUAGUAAAGCAAAAGUUCAACUUCUCACUAUAUAAUUGGCAUGCAUGGUUUAAAAAGGGUCAUAAAACUACUGUAAUUUUAGGGUAUAACUAUUCACCCUCAAGUGAUAUCAUAUUCUCUUGAUAUUGUAACAUGCCCAAAAAUUGACUGAUAGGAAGACAAAUCUAUAUAUUGAUCUUAGUAGGUCAAUGUUUGUAACUAUUUUUAUCAGUGCUGUUUAUAUUUUCAGUUUAAGAUAGAGUUAAAGACUCCAUGUUUUAAUUGUAUAAAAAAAAUCGUUUUUGCUGUUGUCUUUUGCUCCAUUGAGAGUUCUUCUUGGUGAUGGUAAUUGCUAGUAAUAUUCACUGCAUUUCAUGUCAUUAUUCAAUGAUUUUUUUUGCUCUUACCUAUUUCAUCAAUUUCCAUUUUUUUGUGUGUACAUUAUUUACUGAAAUUGAGAGUUUGAAGUUUGCUUUAUAUAUUAGUAGUGUUUCACAGUCCUCCAAAAGCGUUAAUAUUAAAUAUAUCUCACUUUAUUAUAAUUUUGGAUUAUUUUGUAAUCUGUUGUCAGGAACGUUAUGAAUAAAUAACUCUAGGAUGGCUCAGUCUGACCCUGAAAAUUUUUUUGUAUUUGAAAUGGAUUUUUCUUGUGGAAAAACAACAUGCAUUAAAAUUGGUCAUAGUUUGUAAUUUCGCUUUUACAAAACAGUAAAUUUUAAAUAAAAAAAAUCAAUAACUUCUUGUACUCCUUUAAAUAACACAUUUGUGGAAUUGUAAUAAUUUCAUGUAAACGGAGACUGGAUUCUUCUAACAGUUCUUACAUUAUGACAUAACAACACAAUUUGGGCUAUUAUAAAAUACCCAUGAUUUAUAACUUGAUGUAUAGUUUACUAACCCGGUCCGUAUGAUCGGUAUAGUUUGACAAAAUACUGUCAUUUGAUUCAUCGAAGUUCAUUUUUCUAUCAAAUUAACUAUAUUAUAUACAUAAAUGUAUAUACUGUUUGUUGUGCUUGUAUAUGCUGGCAACUAAUGACAACUCUUGUUAUUUUAUCAUGUUAGA